This is a messenger RNA of Diatraea saccharalis (sugarcane borer), 2226 nucleotides long. NCBI's taxonomy places the organism in Eukaryota, Metazoa, Arthropoda, Insecta, Lepidoptera, Crambidae. The record is from the annotation of a GenBank genome assembly.
AUGGCAACACACAAAAGAAGCAGGCGCUCGCGCCUCGCAGAAGAAAUGUACACAUUGUUCGCUUUCUGGGUGGCCCUGGCAGCACUACCAGCGUUAGCUGUAUCAUAUAUAGUGGUACGAAUAAGCAAGCACUUAUGGCUGAAGCUGCUAUCCAGCAGGUAUCCAGGGCUAGAGUUCAUACGCACUGACACAGUACGGUCACUACUGGACACGCAUAGGAACCAAGGCAUCAUCAAUGUACUCCUAUCAGUAAAAGGUACUCCAAACCCUGAAGAAAUAAAGGCGAAACUCACACAACACGUAAUCGAUAGACGGGAUAAGAAUGGCGACCUCAUGUUCCCUAGGCUCAGGCACCUGCUUGUCUCUUAUUGGGGUAAUUACGCCUGGGACACCAGCGUACCGUUCAGACCGGAGAACCAUUUCAUAAUGACUACACCCGUGUAUAGGGGAAGACCUGUCAACGAUAGUAAUGUACAGGAAUAUGUCAGCGAAAUCGUAUCAAAAUAUUUCCCCAACGAACAACCACUAUGGCAGUUUAUUAUAAUACCGUGCAUAUCUUUGGAGCCGAAAUACUACAUUCUAAUCAGGGUCCACCACUUAAUCCUAUCCGGACAGAAAUCUUUAAACAUCGGUGAUCUAUUACUUCUAGAACAAUUGUCUCAUCCAGAAAACAUCACAGGACAUAGCGAAUAUACGCAAGAGAGUCCUUUAGCUAAACUGUUUCCGACACCAUCGGCAAUUCCAGAACUCUGGGAAAAAAUAAAUGAAAAUAUGUCGAAUGCUUGGAACGAAUUCGUGUCAGAGUACGAUCCAGUCGAGAGUCCCAGAGCUUUAAAAACUUUACCUGGAGUAUUUCAUGUCGCUGGCCUCGUACUGAUAUCCGGCGUCAGUGUAUUGCGAGAGCUCGCAAAGAAGAGAUCCAGUCGCGCUGGCUCUGAAACUCCUAUUACAGCCAUUUCAUUUUUGGCGGCAGUGCAACGGGAAUGUAAAAGAAGGAAUUUAACCAUACCAAAGGUUAUCAUCUCCCCUCUAGUCACAGCAGAUCCUAGAAAAUGGCCACGAAAAACAAUCAACGCCACUUUAUCGACGAUCGUAUCUUUUAUAAAAUUCCCUUUGAGAUUACGUGAUGAAAUCGUAGCUUUAAAUCAAUUAAGAAAAAAUGGUCAUGUGAAAGAAAUGCAUACGCUGACAUGGAAGUAUGCAGAAUUAGCACAGUUAUGCGCCCGAGCAUUCCAGGAAGCGUACACUGGCGUAGUCGAAAUUUACAGAGCGCCUGCAAAGUUGUGGGAAGACACAAUUAGAGCAGACGACGGCAAGAGUCAUCUACUACAAACUGUGUCUUUGUGCGGUAGAAAGGUAGUAGCAUGGUCAAGAGCAGUGCCGCGGGCGGGUAUAGAAAGAGCGGCACGGGCGCUCGGUGUAUCAUCUACUGAUAUAACGCUGUACGCGGCUACUGACGCGUUACGCGCGUUCUUCGAACAGGCUCAAGCUGACACACCUGAGACGGUACUGACUACAGCCAGAGCUGCAUCUGAAGAUUUCCUAUUCACUUUUGCUGAAGGAAACGGGAAACAUUAUAAGAAAUAUCACACGGGGGGUAUGAUUUGCCUCUCCCUUCCAAUCGGAGCGACGCCACGUCGAAUCGCUUCAGUUGUGGAACAGGCGUGCAGUCGUCAGAAGGCAUUGGCUGGAGCGUGGGCGGCACAAGCCCGCUGCGGGGCCCUCACUAGGGCAGUCCCUUCACCGUUCGCAAGACUUACGCUGAACAUGCUCUCGCGGCGAUACGCGGUAUCGUAUGCGGAAAUCAAUGCGCCAGUGGAUGCUAAACAACGAAAGACCCUAUGGGGCCAGACAGUGGAUAGCGUCAUCUAUUGGAGGCCACCACAGGCCAAUAUUAGUAUGUCUCUAACUGUGAUCCAAUACGCUGAAACAGUUCGACUCGCUGUUAUGACAGACGCGCGUCUGUCUCCCUCGCACACGGUUCCCGCCGUCCGGUGGCCCGCGGCUAUCGAACAAUUAGUCGCCAAAGUAGACCAGGAGAUAGCGCGCAUAUCGGCGCAAGCGCAAAUGCAGAACAUUCCUCAGAUCUUCACGCCAAAAGAAUCGGAAACAAAUGUUAGCUACGAACUUCCAUCUAGACCAGAAUCAUCAUCUUCUCUCAGGCCUCCGACGACAGAACUAGUUAGCCCUCCUCCAAUAAGAAGACGUAUUACGCAUAAUAUGUGA